ACAGCGACAACUGAAAGAAAGAUGCGAAACAGCCAACGGGAAAUAACUCUUGUAAUACCCGGUAUAAGCUUUUCAAAAGCUUCGACUGCCAGCUGUCUCAUUAUCGAACCUCCACGUCAAGUCAUUUACGAAUCAUGUGAAAAACUGUAAAACAAGUGUAGCAGUAGGCUAAGCUAAUGAGUACUGGCAUGUACCAAACAGAAGCAGCUGUGCUCGUUGUUGAACGAAAUGAUGUUGCAUUUACUGGCAUUUUCAUAGAUCAAAAUAUGAAGAGGAAUUCUAGAUCUAGAUCUAGAAUCUAGAUCUAAGAAAAUUUAGGCUUUUCCGUCACUGUCAGUAACGGUAACUUUCUGUAAUCUAGGCUCGAGUGUUGGGUGUUUAAUGCCAUCUUAAAAUCAAGAUGGGGAAAAAAGUGAAAGCCCACCACCGUGAUCUACGGGAAUUCAAGGCUAUGGUCGCCAAACAAGAGGAGAGGGUGAAGACUUCCAUGUGUUCAAUGAAGUACUUGCAAGAAAUGCUAGUGACUUUGGCGCUUAUUUUGUUUAUGUACAUAUUCUCAAUUGGACUUACAUUCUACAACCGGUAUUUAUUCAAGAAUAGCUCCGUGACACUGUCCAUCACAUUGUGUCACUUUGUGUUCAAGUUUGUGGCCUCGAGCAUCAUCCGCCUAUUACUAGAGUGUAAGAACAAAGAGCCACGGGUGAUGCUUGACUGGAAGACAUACUGCAAACGAGUGGCUGCUGCAGGCAUUGUGGGUUCCCUUGACAUUGGCUUCUCAAACUGGAGUUUUGAGUUUAUAACAAUAUCCUUGUAUGUUAUGUCCAAGACAACUUCAGUGAUAUUCAUACUGAUUUUCUCUCUGGUACUCAGGCUGGAAAAAUUUCGCUGGAGUCUGAUCCUGGUGGUGCUGUGCAUCUUCUCCGGCCUGUUCCUGUUCACCUUCCACUCGACGCAGUUCAACCUGGAGGGCUUCAUCCUGGUCAUGAUGGCCUCGGUGCUGUCCGGCCUGCGCUGGACGCUGGCUCAAAUUGUGCUGCAGAAGAAAGAUUUGGGUUUGCAGAAUCCUCUGGAUAUGAUGUACCAUAUACAGCCCUGGAUGAUUCUAGCUCUUUUCCCACUCUCUGCUGGGAUGGAAGGUGUGAGUGUGUCCAGCAGUAGCCACUACUUCGGCUUCUACGAUUGGUCCACUCUGAUGUCCUCCCUGGGCAUGAUCAUGAUCGGGGCGGGGCUGAGCUUCAUGUUGGAGCUCAGCGAGUUCCUGCUGGUGUGCCACACCUCUAGCCUCACCCUCUCUAUAUCCGGCAUUUUUAAGGAGCUGUGUGCCUUUGUCCUUGCUGUCCUGAUUAACCAUGAUGAGACGAGUCUCUUGAACGGUGUCGGUGUUGUCAUCUGCCUGUUGGGAAUUGUCUUGCACGUUGUAACCAAAGCAGUCUAUGGAAAAGAGUCGGAGGAAGUAAAUCACAAAGUGAACGGUUCCGUGGAGACAGUGGAGAUGUUACGUCGAGAUGGCUCGGCCAAUCAGGAGGACACGGAGAGUGAUGAGGUGGAUUUGUUCAGUGUGGAGAGAGACAGAUAGCGGCUGGCAGAAGCCUGUGGGUGAAAGGUCAUGGGGGUCAUGGAGGGACAUGUGAUGUGAUGAAGUAGUUUCAAAUUAUUGGUUUUGAUUAAUGUAUACUACUACUGUAUUAUAACAUGUGUUUGUGUGCAUGUAUAUGUUUGUGUGUGUGUGUUCAUGUAUGCUUGCUUGCUUGCUUUUAUACUUGAUUGCUUGCUUGAGAGAGAGAGUGACAGAGAGAGAGAGAGAGAGAGAGACAGACAGACAGACAGAGAUGGGGAAGUGAGAGAAGGAGAAAUGAAAGCGUAAAUGCAGAUGAGAGCGUACAAAGAGGAAUCGGGGAUAGGGGUGGGGGUAUGCAGAGCUGGGAACAUGCGUGUAUGUUGUUUUGUAACAGUGCCAAGGAAAGAGAUUAUGAAAUGUUAUAGCUGGUUUUACAUCUGUGACAUUUUACUUUGAUGCUGUGCUUUUUUUGUGGGACCAGGACUGAGCUUGUAGUGAGGAAAUGGGUUUUCUGUAACUUUUCUGGUAUAUUUGAUUAAUAAUAAUUUUUCUGUUUUCUUACAUACUGUGAUCCUCUAUGUAUUAAUGUGCAUCUCUCCGACAUGACAAUUUAAUAUACAUUCACCAUUCAGGAAGACUGUCAUAUAAUGCCAGAGUUGAAUGAUUUUGGUACAUAACAGUUUUCUUGGAUGGCAACAAUAUUUACAUUCAGUCUGUCAAUAACUUAUAUUAUAUUUCUGUUAGAUAACACUCCAGAUUUAGUCAUUUUAUAUUUGUUCCUCUCUUUACGCGAUGACUUGAAAGAAGACUUUAGACAUGUUUUUGUUAGUUUGGAAAAUAUUAUAUUAAUAUAUUGUCUCUUGUAUGUUUUAGUUCAAACAUUUUUUUUCAUAGUAGAGUGCUAUUGCGACAAGAUUUUCAUUCCCUUUAAGGGUCCAAUCAGUGUGCGCACAUUUCAACAAUGUUAUGCUCUAGCCUUGUAACUGGUGUUUUGGACAUUUUUUCAAUGCACAACAUAAAACACGUUGACCGUGGGUGGUUGGUGGGUGCUCUGGUUUGGUUUCCUCCUUCAAACAUAUAUUAUCUUUAUCGUUCCUCCUCCUUCUUCAUAUGUUACUCUCUGGUAUCACUUCAAAUCUUUUGCACUUAAUUGACCUUAUUGUGUUACACAUGCUAUAAAACUCUAAAGCUAACAAACUAAAUUUUUUUAUGUAAAUGUUGUAAACAGACACAAAAGUUAGCCCAUGGUAAUUCUCUUCUACUUAUAUUAAUUGUACCUGAUUAAUUCCCAAUUUUUGCAGAGAAUCCACAGGAUCGUUUUAAACAGUUGUUUUAGAGCAAAAGAAGUGUUGACUUUUUUCUGCCAGCUACACAAUGAGAGCAAGUAUAACACCAUCAAUUUAUUUGUGAGGUUUGUCCUCAGAAGGUGGAGGUGCCCUAUCAGUUGAGCUAUCGGUGGGAUAGUGUCUUGUUUUUCUAGAGACAAUUAAUCUAACAUGGCGUAAUGGUAGUAGUGUUUAUUAAAUAAAUGUGAUUUACUUUGGACGUUGACACUCUUCUUGUUUUCCACCGCUCAUAAUCAAAAGAGUUUUUAUUGUUAAGAAACUCUCAGUUGUGUUUCCUGAUUUCUUUACACAGCGCAUUUUUGGCAUUCAUGUGCUUGUAAGUUUAGAGGAAUAGAAUCCUUGUAAGUGACGUUUUGGUUAAAAAGGUUCAGUUUACUGUACUUACGUUUUACUUGGCAGAAAAUAUGUUUGAUAUUAUAUUGAUUACGAAAAAAAGACUUCAGAGGUAGUGUAUUGUGGGUAAACGUUAUCACAAUUAUGAUUAUUGUAGGAAUGAAGAGAGGGAUUUGACAAGUGACCUCUGAUAAUUAUCUACUUAGGUCUGACUUGUUUCUUGUUUUAUGUUUUUAAGGUAUGUUCUGAUACCUGCUUUGUAUGAAAAGCAAAUAAACAAACUGGUUCUAUACUUUUUUUAAAAAAAUGAUUGAUUGUAAAGGAAAUUACUCUAAAUCUGGCUUGUUGGCGCAGGUAGAGUGAGUUUCCAUAAAAGAUCUCUGAUGUUGUUAGAACAUGCCGUCUUUCCUUUUCUCUUUUCACGAUGGAUUCUUAUGAGAUCUGUUAAGGCUGUCUGUGAAUCUGAAUCUGAAGAUGUCACCAUUUGAAAAGUGAUAAUGGUGUCUGUCUUUUUAAGGCAUUGAAGUAUAUUCAUGAAGUCUGUUAUUGUUAUUAACUUCAAUAUUUCGACAGUAUUUGAUAAUUGUCUUUGGGUAUUUUGUGUAUUGUACUUCUCAUGGCCACAAACAAUUUUUAAAGCUCAGGUUACUAACUUACUUAGACUUAGGGAUUCCCAGGCUUUGAGAAGCUUAAGGCAAUCAGAGAUGACCCGUCUGCAACAAAGGAGGGGACAUCACUCCAUUUCUUGGCUACUAGUUUCAGGCCUUUCGCUGUUGUCUGUUUCAAGUUCAUCUUUGGUUAUCCUCAGCCUCUUUUCCCAUUGAUUGCGCAGCCAGAUUGAAAAUUACUGAGUUUGGAAGUCGUAGGAUAUGUCUGAGCCAUCUCAUUCUUUUUUUUGCGUUAUAUGGUGUUUGUCCGCAUGUCCCAUUGGGAUCUUUCUUUUUCUCCUUUGUUCAUAAUUAAGUCUUUCCAGAGGAUAAGCUCAGGUUCAGUAGUAUCAGUUGUAUUACUUUUGUGGUGAUAACUUAGUUGAAUCCCCAAUGGGGGGGGGGGGGGGUGUCCUUGAACUUUGGUUGUGCAGAAAGUUUUCAAGUCUCUCUGCAGUUUGGCUUUGUUCUAUUGAGAAGAGAGGUUACUCUUGGAGGUCCGGCGUCUUAUGUAAUCGUUCAGUAUUGAAAGGGGGUGCUUGGCCCAAACCAUACCAUCUUCUGGCAUUUCUGUAAUUUCCAGAAAUCUGUUCUUCUUUAACUGGUCCAGAGUCAACUCUCACUUUCUAUGUUCGUAUCCUUCAUGCUGCUGGGGUACUUUGAACCCGUAGGGCUUACAGUAUGGUGGGAGGUUUGUGCCUUACAUGUUAAAGAUGAUUGUAGUUUGGAUCUGUUCAUAAUGCAAGAUGCAAAAGGGAAUUGAACCAGCUUUUCGUGGGAAUUUAGGAAAAAUUCUCUUUUGGUUCUCUCCUAUCAUUGUUUGUAUAUUUAUAUAUUUAUGGAGUUAACUUAUGCUAUUUUUGGCUGUGCUUCUCCGCACGGAAUGCUAAGGUUUCAAGAAACUGUAGGGCUUUGAGCAGGUGCUCUGUUUGUGCUUUACAUGGUAGUGAUUACAGUAGUUUAAACCUGCUCAUGUUACGAGAGAGAUUUGAAUCAAAUGUUUGUGUGAAAUUGGGAGAAAAAAAAAAUUGUUGUCAUUGUUUGUACACAUUUGUAUGGCAUUUUUGGAGUUGUGCUAUAUCUGGCUGUGUUUCACCGCACAGAGCUCUGGUGAUAUUAUUUUCAUGCCACUGACACUUCGUGACCAAAGAAAAAGUAUCUAAGG
Messenger RNA from Aplysia californica (California sea hare), 5049 nucleotides. RefSeq names its product solute carrier family 35 member C2. Gene Ontology annotation, molecular function: antiporter activity. Gene Ontology annotation, cellular component: Golgi apparatus; cis-Golgi network; endoplasmic reticulum-Golgi intermediate compartment. Gene Ontology annotation, biological process: UDP-glucose transmembrane transport. The transcript has 10 exons. Bases 401 to 1576 code for a protein of 391 amino acids. Lineage: Eukaryota; Metazoa; Mollusca; Gastropoda; Aplysiida; Aplysiidae. The record is from RefSeq and is a predicted model, not a curated record.